Molecule: messenger RNA, 2181 nt
Organism: Hibiscus syriacus
Lineage: Eukaryota; Viridiplantae; Streptophyta; Magnoliopsida; Malvales; Malvaceae
Product: pentatricopeptide repeat-containing protein At3g62890-like
Exons: 2
Coding region: 1-2181 (726 amino acids)
Biological process (GO): RNA modification
Molecular function (GO): zinc ion binding; protein binding; RNA binding
Source: RefSeq, a predicted model, not a curated record
AUGAUCCUUCAUGGGCUUCAACCCAAUGCUUUUCUUGGCGCCAAAAUGAUUGCCAUGUAUGCAAGUUCAGGUGGUCUUCAAGCAGCCGUAACGGUUUUCGGUAAAAUAAAAGACCCGACUACUUUGUUGUAUAAUUCGAUUAUUAGAGCUAAUACAAACAAUGGGUAUCAUUUAAAAACUAUAGAUAUUUAUUGUGUGAUGCAUUCUUUGGGACUCAAGGGUGACCAUUUUACGUUUCCUUUUGUGCUUAAAUCAUGCGCGAAUGCAUUGGAUGUUUGGAUGGGAGCAUGUGUUCAUGGACAAACUUUGAGAUUUGGGUUGGAGUUGGAUGCUUACGUCGGCACGUCUUUGCUUGAUUUUUACGUAAAAAUAGGUGGAUUAAGGGAUGCGAAUAAAGUGUUCGAUCUAAUGACUGUUAGAGCUGUGUCCUCUUGGAAUGCUUUGAUUGCAGGGUAUAUGAAAGAAGGGGAUAUACGGGUAGCUGAGGACUUAUUUAGGAGAAUGCCGUGUAGGAAUAUAGUUUCUUGGACAUCUAUGAUUUCAGGUAACACUCAAAACGGGUUGGCUGAGGAGGCAUUGAAUUUGUUUAAUGAGAUGUUGAAAGAAGGCUCUGAGGUUAAGCCCAAUUGGGUAACAAUAAUGAGUGUUUUACCUGCUUGUGCACACUCCGCUUCUCUAUACCGCGGGAGACAGAUUAAUGAAUACGUUAGUAGGAUUGGCUUGGAUUCGAAUCCUUCGGUGCAGACAGCGCUCGUGGCAAUGUAUGCUAAAUGUGGUAGCCUUGCUGAUGCUCGUAGUUGUUUCGAUAGAAUACGGGACGAUGAAAAGAAUUUGUGUGCUUGGAAUACAAUGAUCACUGCUUAUGCUUCUCAUGGUCAGGGUUUAGAAUCGGUGUCAAUUUUUGAGAACAUGGUUAGAGCCGGGGUAUACCCUGAUGCAAUCACAUUCACAGGGCUGUUGUCCGGUUGCAGUCAUUCUGGUCUUGUCAAGUUUGGAUUAAGAUUCUUCAAUUCUAUGCAGACAGUGUACUCCAUCGAACCAAGACACGAGCAUUAUGCUUGUGUUGUAGAUCUUUUGGCUCGUGCUGGACUAUUGGUGGAAGCCAAGGCGUUUAUCGAGAAAAUUCCAAUGCAACCGGGACCAAGCAUUUGGGGUGCAUUGUUAGCUGCUUGUAGGAAAAGUAAAAAUUUAGAGAUUGCUGAGAUGGCAGCAGAAAAGCUGUUUGUUUUAGAACCGGAAAACAGUUGUAACUAUAUUCUGCUUUCCAAUUUGUAUGCUGAAGCUGGCAUGUGGAAGGAGGUGGAUAAAUUGAGAGCUCGUUUAAAAUGUCAAGGGGUCAAGAAGAACCCUGGAUGCAGUUGGAUUGAGAUCAACGGAAAAGCGCACUUGUUCCUUGGCGGAGAUAUAUCUCAUCCUCAGUCGAAGGAAAUAUAUAACCUCUUGGAAGCAUUGCCGGAAAAAAUCAAGGCGGCCGGUUAUAUACCAAACACCAGUUUUGUGCUGCAUGACAUAAGUGAGGAAGAGAAAGAACACAACCUCAUUACGCACAGCGAAAAGCUUGCCAUUGCAUUCGGGCUACUUAACACAACGCCUGAAGUAGUUCUUCGUGUAACUAAAAACCUCCGAAUCUGUGGGGAUUGUCACACAGUUAUGAAGUUCAUAUCGAAAAUCUAUGAUCGAGAAAUAGUUGUGAGAGAUGUAAAUCGUUUCCAUCACUUUAGAGAUGGAUUAUCAUUCUUAAGCUCAACUCUCUCUCUUCCUAGAAAUAUUGUUUCUCUUUGUGUUGAGCCUGAACAGUUCGUGGCUACACCUGACUUUUGUGCUGGCAUACAAACAAUCGAAGGUUGGAUCGAAAAGCUCGGAGAAUCCACUGCACUUGACCAGGGUUGCAGAUUCGAUCUCAGUGCUUUCGAUACUUGUCUUCGUGCUGGUAUCGAAGUCCAAUCUACGUUGGUCUCCAUUGAUGGUAAUAAAACUCACACUACUGAUUGUUUUCAUUAUACUGUUCUUUAUGCGGCUGGAAUUGCUAAUGAACUUGGACCUGAAAGUCAUGGAGCUUUGGCAUGUGCUUUUUCAUUACCUUUGAAUGAACAAUCUAAUUACUCCAGCAAAAGACAUUCGGUCCUUGUUUUUGGCUUCACUGGUGCUGGUGAAGCCUGCAAUAUACCAUUGAGAUAUUAA